Molecule: messenger RNA, 2493 nt
Organism: Amphimedon queenslandica
Lineage: Eukaryota; Metazoa; Porifera; Demospongiae; Haplosclerida; Niphatidae
Product: nuclear valosin-containing protein-like
Exons: 19
Coding region: 43-2385 (780 amino acids)
Biological process (GO): ribosome biogenesis
Cellular component (GO): nucleus
Molecular function (GO): ATP hydrolysis activity; preribosome binding; RNA binding
Source: RefSeq, a predicted model, not a curated record
ACGCCCAUUUAGCUCCACCCACGUGCAUCCACAUGGUCACUUAUGAGUGCCAGGAAAAGAUACUAUCAUUUCUCUUCUUCAAGAGGUAAAGGGAGCCCGGGCUAUACUUCUGAUCACAAACUACUACCAAGAAUAAAAGAGGCUGUAGAAAAGGAAAGAUCGAGUCCUUCAGUUGAAUCUUUGGUUGAUAUUCUUCAAGAAACUUAUCCAGAGUACAAGAGAAAGAAGUAUCACUCAUUUAAAGCCCAAGUUGCCAAAAUUUAUAAGACGCUCUCAGUUGAUCCGGUUGGUAACAGGUGGUCAGAAACUGAUGAAGAAGAUAUGAUGGAUAAUGAUACUUUAGUUGAGGCCAGAGGAAAGAAUGGGAUGAAUGAUCUUUUAGUUAAAGUUUAUACAAAGCCAAACCCACCUGAAGAUCCUGACACUACCAUAGAAACAAGUGUUUUGGAAUCAAAAGACGAAAACCAACCCCUCCCUCCUCCUCCUCCUGUUUCCUCCUCACCUGGGACUCCUCUACCAGCUAAUAAGAGAAAGAAAGGAGAAGGGAGAGAGAGUAAGAGCAGAAAGAGGAAGAAACCAUCAUCACUUGAUGAAGAAACAAAAGACGCCAUUAAAGACAGUCAUAUUAAUGAUAUUUCAUUAAUAUAUCCUGAUACAAGGUUCAGUGACAUUGGUGGGUAUGACACAUUAAUCAAGAGUGUGUGUGAGUUGAUUCUCGAUCUUCAGCAUCCAGAGAUAUUCCAGCAUUUAGGUAUAGAGUCUCCACAUGGAGUCUUAUUGAAUGGACCUCCAGGCUGUGGGAAGACAUUACUAGCUCAUGCUAUUGCUGGAGAGAUUGGUUGGCCACUGCUGAAACUUGCUGCCACAGAAUUAGUGAGUGGAGUAUCGGGAGAGACAGAAGAGAAAAUGAGACAGGUCUUUGAUAGAGCCAAGGAGCACUCCCCUUGUAUAAUAUUACUGGAUGAGAUAGACUCAAUUUGUCCUAAAAGAGAAACCAGCCAAAGAGAAAUGGAAAAACGUAUCGUCACUCAGUUAGGAUCCUGCAUGGACGAUCUUCAGUCGUCACUAGUGCUAGUGAUAGGAACGACCAAUCGGAUUGAUUCCAUAGACCCGUGCCUCAGGAGGGCCGGACGCUUUGAUAAGGAACUCUCUCUCGGAAUACCCAAUGAAUCCUCCAGGAAACACAUUCUCCAAGUCCUCUGUCGUAAGCUAAGAGUCUCAGAGGGUUUGGAUUACUCUACCCUUGCCCACCUAACCCCCGGGUAUGUGGGGGCUGAUCUCAGUGCUCUGGUACGAGAGGCUGCCCUCUCCUCCGUCAACAGGUCACUCCUACAUGUACGUCAGUCGGUUGACAGUCACCUGACUCUGGAGGGAUUGUCUGGAGUGCUCAAGGAGGAGCUGAGCCCAUUGUCUGAAGAGGAUUUGAAGUCUUUGUUUAUAAGCGAAGAUGACUUCAAGGUUGGUUUGGAUACUGUCCAGCCCUCUUCAAAGAGAGAAGGUUUUGCUACUGUCCCUGAUGUCACAUGGGAUGAUGUUGGUGCUCUUGAUGCAGUGAGGGCUGAGCUGUCACUAGCAAUACUGGCACCGGUUCGGUUUCCUCAGCAUUUUUCUGCACUGGGUCUGAAACAGCCCCCUGGGGUGCUGUUGGCAGGACCCCCAGGCUGUGGGAAGACUUUGCUGGCCAAAGCAAUUGCUAAUGAAUCAGGAAUCAACUUUAUAUCAGUCAAAGGUCCUGAGCUACUCAACAUGUAUGUAGGUGAGAGUGAGAGAGCUGUCCGUCAGGUUUUUCAAAGAGCAAAGAACUCUGCUCCUUGUGUCAUCUUCUUUGAUGAGAUUGAUGCACUUUGUCCAAGAAGAUCUGAAGUUUCUGAAAGUAGUUCCAGUGCUAGGGUGGUUAACCAGCUCCUCACGGAGAUGGAUGGUAUGGAGUCAAGGAAACAAGUCUUUGUUGUUGGUGCUACUAAUAGACCAGACAUGAUUGAUCCUGCUAUACUUCGUCCUGGCCGCUUGGAUAAGGUUUUACAAGUUGGUCUGCCAACCGGACAUGAAAGGAUAGCCAUUUUGAAAGCAAUCACAAAAGAAGGAACUUGUCCAAAGUUAGCUCCUGAUGUUGAUAUAUCGUUGAUUGCUCUUGAUGAAAGAGCAAGCGGAUACUCAGGUGCUGAUCUUGCAGCAUUGGUGAGAGAAGCUUCAAUUAAUGCCCUAAAGGAGAUAAUGUCACUGUCUCUUUCAUCUCUUUCAUUUCUUGGAGGUCCCUCGAGAAGUAUGCUAACCUAUGGCACUGAAGCCCUAGUCGGUCCUUCUCCAAUGGUACAACAGAGACACUUUGAUGAUGCCUUUAAGAGAGUGCUCCCAUCUGUUGAUAGUAAAUUGCAGCGCAAAUAGAAGUUGCAGUUAACUGGCAGAUUGGAAAUCAACAGAAAUUAUUGACAAAUUUUAUUUUCUCAAAGAAAAAAUAUAGAAUGGUUUAAUAAUAAUAAUAUAACUAAAUAA